This is a messenger RNA of Lodderomyces elongisporus, 1758 nucleotides long. RefSeq lists its product as uncharacterized. The coding region runs from base 1 to 1758 and encodes 585 amino acids. Lineage: Eukaryota; Fungi; Ascomycota; Pichiomycetes; Serinales; Debaryomycetaceae. Gene Ontology annotation, biological process: regulation of transcription by RNA polymerase II. The record is from RefSeq and is a predicted model, not a curated record. The transcript has a single exon. Gene Ontology annotation, molecular function: transcription coactivator activity. Gene Ontology annotation, cellular component: SAGA complex.
AUGGCGACCAAGGUAAUAUCAUCGGGGUUAAACCCGUUGAAAAAUGGCAGCAGCAGCAGCACUACACAAGUCAAAACAGAGUCGAAACCCCAUGUUCCAGCUAGAUCAUCAAGCGGAGCGAACCACUCACAACAACAACAACAACAACAACAACAACAGCAAUUACCACCAACCACAUCGCAUCAGCAUCCGCAGCAGCAUCAUCUGCAACACAGAGUCAAGUCUGGAAAGCGCUUGGAAUUAGAAAAGUUAAUUCGAGAAUUCCAAAACAAGCUAGGGAAGAAUUGGGAAAAAUACCAUGAAACACUUAGUCUUUUCCUCGUUGGUAAGCUUUCAAGACCGGAGUUGAUAUCAACAAUCACACCUUUCUUGAAGGAGCACAACCUAUUCCGAUACCAUAACAAACUACUCAUGCUCAAUUUUGCCAAUUCAUUAAAAGACGGUGGCUCAUAUGACACCACAAAUGAAUUUGCAUCAUUCUGGAAUAAAAGGCUAUCUAAAAGCACUCGAAAUGUCAAGAGCACUCAAUACGAAAAAUUCAAACAGAAUAUCAUGGGUUUGCCAAUUAAAGAACGACGGAGAAUCAAGAAUAUCACACGGGAUAGUGGAAAGAGAAAUAAACUCAAUGCGGGUAUCACUUUAACAAGACAUACGUUGUUGCCCAAAAUUCCAAUGAUACAGGAUAAGGAGCAACAACAGAUGCAAGUAAACAAUUUGGUUCAAUGGCAGCAAGAUGUAUUGAAUGGUAUCAAUACCCCCAUAGCUACUGAAAACUACGAGAUACCAGAUGCUGAUAAUUUGACCAAGACGAUGUUGAUGAUUAUGAGAGAACAUGGGUUGACUGGCGGACUUAACGCUGGUGUUUUAGAAGUUCUUCUACUAGGAUUGAAAUCUCACAUGAAAAACGUUGUUGAGAGCGCUAUCGACGUGGCCAAAUAUAGGAAAAAUAAGUACACCAAUAAUGAUUAUGUAUCGUACGAGAUGAAAAAUGGCAGUGCAAGCAGCAGCGAUGAGACAAGGAAUUCAAAGAAAAGGAAGUUGGACCAGUCAGAACAGGACAGUGAAGGUGAGACAAACAACAAAGAUAUUAUACUAUCUGUCGAGGAUUUGUACGAUACAUUUGAAAUGUUCCCGCAUUUGAUUGAGCCAGGUGGUCCAAGACUUCGACUCUCAAAUGUUUUACUUGAAAAUGACGAUUGUGUUUUGUCUAAAGAUGAGUUAGGUUACACUUUACCUCCAAAGCCAGCUAGUCUCAUGUUCAGCAACAAUAACAAUAAUAUUAAUAAUAAUAAUAACAACAACAACAAUGGUGUAGCAGUAGUGGAAAAGAAGGCAAUCACAGCAGCAGAAGCUCCAUUGAAUCAAUCUGCAGUAUCUGGCAACAAGACUGGUUUAGUUUUGAAUAACAACAAUAAUAAUGUUACAACCACCGCGACGACGGGCCCAAGCACAAGCACAAGCACACCCGCAACCUCAAACUCUUCAGAUUUACAGUCAAUAAAACCUGGUCAUAAUAGAAAUGGUUCUGGCGUUGAUCCGUUGCAUGCAUUACCUGCACCCUCGUCAGCAUCUCCUUCAUCAUCGUCGCCUCCUACACAAUCACUAUCACAGCAGCAACAACAGCAACAAAAACAACAACAACAACAACAAAGUUUGAAAGCGCAGAUGCAACUGGGCACUUUACCUAGACCGGACGCGCAUAUUGGCUCUACGGAUGAGUUGAAAUGGGUUCUACAUGACCUUGUCUCUACAAUGUAG